Messenger RNA from Paramecium tetraurelia, 1500 nucleotides. RefSeq lists its product as uncharacterized. Gene Ontology annotation, molecular function: protein serine/threonine kinase activity; ATP binding. Lineage: Eukaryota; Ciliophora; Oligohymenophorea; Peniculida; Parameciidae. Gene Ontology annotation, biological process: protein phosphorylation; mitotic DNA damage checkpoint signaling. The record is from RefSeq and is a predicted model, not a curated record. Gene Ontology annotation, cellular component: nucleus; cytoplasm. The transcript is spliced from 8 exons.
AUGUAAAUUGAAGUACCAGUUGUGUAUUAAUUUGAAUGCUUUCGUAAGGGAAAAAAUGGAAACAAGAAAUACAUAGGAUUUGUAAGGCAAGAUAGAUUGGAUUUAUGCAAGUUGAUAUUUUAGGAUAACCAACCAAAUUUCAAAUAUUCUUUGCCGAUUUAGCUAUAAACCCAUAUAAAGUGGGAAGUCGAAGAGGACAAUCAAGAAGGGAAAAAGCAUUACAAAAUAGUCUCAUUCAAAUUUCAAUAAGUUAAAUAAAUAAACGAAAACCAUGUGGCCAAAAUAACUACUUUUUGCGGAGAUGAAAAAACCCUGGCUACUUUGAAAGAACAUUUGAGAAAUAAGAUCAUCUUUUAAAGAAUUCAAGACUUUUACACUCCUCUUCAAACCUUGGGCAAAGGAGCCUCAUCUAGAGUCUUAUUGGUGAGACACAAGAAUACAGAAAAUUAUUAUGCUGCAAAAUGCGUUGACAAAUCUUAUGUUAAUGAAACAGAAAAUGGAAUCGAAUCUAUGUUUUAAGAGAUAGCUAUAAAUAAUGAUCUAGAUCAUCCUUCCUUUAUCAAAUUACAUGCAGUCUACGAAGGAGAUAACACAUUCUAUAUGGUUAUGGAUUUAUUGGAAGGGAAGAGCUUGCAUGAAGAAUUAAAUAACCAUAAGAAUGGAUUCUCAGAAGAUAUAGUAAGGACCAUUAUGUGGUAAAUUCUGACUGGUAUUGAAUAUAUGCAUGAAAAAUAAAUUAUGCAUAGAGAUUUAAAACCUGAAAACAUUAUGCUACUCAGAAAGGACGAUUUGAAUUCUCUUAAAAUUGUUGAUUUUGGCUUAGCCACAUACUGUAAUGUAAAUAAAUAUUUGUUUCCUAAAUGUGGAACGCCUGGAUAUGUUGCUCCAGAGAUAGCCAAUCUUACUGACAAAACUUUUAAAUACGAUAAGGUUUGUGAUAUUUUUAGUGCUGGUGUGAUAUUUUUUAAAUUAUUAACAGGAUAAGAUCUUUUUCCAGGAGUAGGAUUCAAUUUAGUUUUGAAAUUAAAUAAGCAGUGUAAAAUUGAUUUAACUCCUUUACAAAUCAAAAAAAUUGAUCCUUUCAUUACUAACCUAAUUCAGAAAAUGUUAGAAAAGGAACCAACUCAAAGAAUAACAGCUACUCAAUGUUUAUAAGAUCCAUUCUUUCUUCCUUGCUAUCAAGAAACCGGUAUUCAAGGACCUGCUAAGUUAACAGCCUUUCAGAAAAAGCAAAUGUUUUCUACAUGCGGAAAAGCCUUCACUACUGAAUUUUAAAAUGAAAAUCUAAAAGGAAGUCCUUAAGAUAGAAUUGAAAAUAAAGGAUCCUUUAUUACAUAAGAGACCACCUAUAAGCCAAUUUAAUAACACCAAUAGAAAAUUAUAUAGAAAUUUAAUACUACAGAAUUUGAUCAUAUUGAUCCUACUUAAAGUCCCUCUAUGGAUCAAGUUAAGAAAAAAUUUUAAUAAGGUGAACCUAUUAUAGAAGAAGAUGAAAAAUGA